Ooceraea biroi (clonal raider ant) is the source of this 1091-nucleotide messenger RNA. RefSeq names its product solute carrier family 35 member E3. Lineage: Eukaryota; Metazoa; Arthropoda; Insecta; Hymenoptera; Formicidae. The record is from RefSeq and is a predicted model, not a curated record.
UUUUAACCAGUAAUACCAGUAAUCUGCGAAAAUGAAUAAAAAGGUGGUCACUGCAUUUUAUUUAAUGCUAAACGUGAUCUUCUCUAUUGCGAUCGUAUUACUGAAUAAAUGGCUGUACGUUCAUACGCGUUUUCCAAACGUUACACUAUCCAUGAUACAUUUUGUCAUGACAUUCAUUGGCUUGAUAAUUUGCGAGAAAUUCGAUGUUUUUUGCAUCAAAGACGUCGAUAUCAAGGAGAUGAUACUAAUUGCCAUGACAUUUUGCGGAUUUGUCAUUUUGACGAAUCUAAGUUUGGCCUAUAACACAGUCGGGACUUAUCAAGUGGCAAAAAUGCUGACGACACCCUGUGUGAUAAUGAUGCAAAUGAUAUUUUAUAGGAAACGUUUCAGUAUAUUCGUGAAACUGACGCUCAUACCGAUCACGUUGGGCGUCAUGAUUAAUUUUUAUUAUGACAUACAAUUUAACGUCAUUGGAACUAUUUAUGCUACACUGGGAGUUCUUGUAACAUCUUUGUAUCAAGUUAUGAUAAACAGAAAACAAAAGGAAUUUCAAAUGGAUCCAAUGCAACUGUUAUUUUACCAAGCACCCUUGUCAGCUGUUAUGCUCUUGAUUGUUGUUCCAAUUUUAGAACCAAUUGGACAAACUUUGUCGCACAAUUGGUCUCUAUUGGACGUAGCCAUGGUGAUAUUGUCAGGAGUGGUUGCGUUUUUUGUGAAUUUAACUUCCUACUGGAUUAUAGGAAAAACUUCGCCUUUAACAUAUAACAUGGUUGGACAUUCCAAAUUCUGUCUUCUUUUGAUAGGAGGUGCAUUAAUUUUUCAUGAAACAUUAGCAAUAAAUCAAGUUAUCGGUAUAAUUUUGACAUUAAUAGGAAUCAUAUUAUAUGCGCAUGUCAAAAUGAAAGAUAAUCAACCACUAAUACCAGAACUUGAGAGAGAAACAAAACCUUUGCACAAAGUAUGAUUUGUUUCAAAGACACUGCGUUUAGGUCACAGAAAUUGUGUAAAAAAGACCAGUACUUAAUAAUGUAUAAGUUUUGUAAGCUUAAAAUCUGUGUCAUAAUAAACAUGUUUUCUUAUCCUUGAUCUCA